Charadrius vociferus (killdeer) is the source of this 381-nucleotide messenger RNA. Its product is annotated as activated RNA polymerase II transcriptional coactivator p15. The coding region runs from base 1 to 381 and encodes 126 amino acids. Gene Ontology annotation, molecular function: transcription coactivator activity; DNA binding. Gene Ontology annotation, cellular component: nucleus; transcription regulator complex. The transcript is spliced from 4 exons. The record is from RefSeq and is a predicted model, not a curated record. Gene Ontology annotation, biological process: positive regulation of transcription initiation by RNA polymerase II. NCBI's taxonomy places the organism in Eukaryota, Metazoa, Chordata, Aves, Charadriiformes, Charadriidae.
AUGCCUAAGUCAAAGGAACUUGUGUCUUCAAGCUCAUCUGCCAGUGAUUCAGAUAGUGAAGUUGACAAAAAGGCAAAGCGGAAAAAGCAAGCAGCUCCAGAAAAGCCUGUAAAGAAACAAAAGACUGGUGAAAGUUCAAAAGGUGCAGCUUCUUCUAAGCAAAGCAGUAACAGAGACGAGAAUAUGUUUCAGAUUGGCAAAAUGAGGUAUGUCAGCGUUCGUGACUUUAAAGGAAAAGUCUUAAUUGAUAUUAGAGAGUAUUGGAUGGAUCAAGAAGGUGAGAUGAAGCCUGGCAGAAAAGGUAUUUCUUUAAAUCCAGAACAGUGGAAUCAGCUGAAGGAACAGAUUUCUGAUAUUGAUGAUGCAGUAAGAAAACUGUAA